AUGGACCUCCGGAUGGUAAUGAUUAUCAUCAUUGGUGGUGGGAUCCUGGCAGCCAUGCUGCUGCUGAUCAGCAUUAUCUUCUGCCUUUACUUCAAAGUGUCCAAGACAAUCAAAUGCGCAGAGGAGUGCGGCAUGAUACCCCUGUCCUGUGUCAGCUCAGCCAGGGUUGCCCAGUCGCGGAUGUUCCCAGCCACCUUCAUCUCCAACGACUCUCCUUACCAGGCCAUCAAGUGCUGUGAUAAGUACAACUCAUAUACCGGAGUGGGCAGAAUGCAACCUUGCCUCUGUACCUCGAAGGAGGGCAUUUGA
Messenger RNA from Dipodomys ordii (Ord's kangaroo rat), 309 nucleotides. RefSeq names its product protein FAM24A-like. Bases 1 to 309 code for a protein of 102 amino acids. The record is from RefSeq and is a predicted model, not a curated record. The transcript has 2 exons. NCBI's taxonomy places the organism in Eukaryota, Metazoa, Chordata, Mammalia, Rodentia, Heteromyidae.